GCCAUCUUGGCUCUGGCGGCUGCGCGGAAAGCCGUGCUCCUGGCGGCCAUGGCGGUCACCCUACGCGUGAGCACCUCGGACAGCAGGAGGGAGCUUUGCGCGCUAGGCGCGGACCUGUGGUGGAGGUCCAAGGAGGUGAAGGAGGCCGUGAGGAGCAAGACCGGGAUCUCCGUUCUCUCGCAGAGGCUCUACGCGGGCGCCGACGAGCUCCCGCUCGGGCAGAGUCUGGAGGACAUCUUCCCUGGUCUGGCCGACUCGCGAACGCUGAGCCUCAGGCUGGAGCGCCGCAGCCUGGAGCAGGGGCAGUGGCUGGAGCGCGUCGGCGGGGACGUUGCCGGCACAGCGCUGCGCGGGGCGCCGGCCUGGGUGCGUGCGGACCGCGAGGUGGCCGCGACGGCGCUGCGCGCGAGCUGGCGCGCCUACGGGUUCUUGGCGGACGAGCUCCGUGCCGACCCAGAGUUUGCGCGGCUCGCGGUGAAGGGGGACCUGCGGGCGCUGGAGCACGUCCCCGCGGCGAUCUGGGAGGAGCGGGACUUCGUCCUGGACAUGACGCGGCUGGACUGGCACAGGCUCCCGACCGCCAUCAUGGACGGGAUCUCAGACGACCGGGAUGCCAUGCUGAUCGGGGCGCGCAGCGACUGGAGGAUCCUCGAGCACGCCAGCCCGCGCCUGAAGGCCGACAAGGAGCUGCUCCUGGAGGCGAUCCGCCAGGCCGGAUGGUCCGCUGCCUCUUGGCUGGUCACGGACGAGACGCGAGAGCUCCUCCGCGGCGACAAGGAGGCCAUGCUCGCAGCGCUGGAGGCGGACUGGAGGGAGCUGGAGUUUGCCUCCCGCGAGCUCCGCGGCGACAGGGACGUCGCCCUUGCUGCCGUGCGGCAGGACUGGCGGGCGCUGAGGUGGAUCUCAGAGGAGCUGCGGAGCGACCUGGAGGUGAUGCUGGCCGCGGUGCAGCAGGACUGGUGCGCCCUGUCCACGUCGCUGGAGGAGUUCCCGCUGCACCGGGACGUGCUGCUGGAGAUGGUGCGCAGAAACUGGCAGAUCUGGGCGCAGUUGCCCGCGCGCUUGCGCGCGGACGAAGAGCUCGCGGCAAUGGCUGUGGCGCAGUCGUGGCAGGCGCUGCAGUACUGCCUCCCGGAGCAGCUGGCCGAUCGCGGUCUCGCGCGCAGCGCGCUCGCGCAGAGCGCCCUCGCGUUCCUGCUGCUAGACGCGAGCCUCGGGGGCGACAAGGAGCUCGUGUUGAUGGCGGUGAGGACCCACCUCCGCGACCCCUUUACGCUCACGUCCCAGCGGAGGUGGCUGCGCUGGGAUACGGACGACGCCGACGUCGUCUCGGCUGCGUUCGCGAGCGGUGAUCCAGAGGUGCUUGCCCUGGCGUCGGAGGCCUUCCGCUCGGACUGCGCGGCCAUGUUUGUGAAGAAAGAUUCGAGGGCGCUGGCGCACUUGAAGGACAGCCUCCUCGAGAAGUCGGCGUUUGUGGAGCCUCUGGUGAACGACCCAGAGGUUAGGUGGAAGGAGGUCUGGACGUGUCACGGCGCGAACUGCAUGGAGCUACCUCAGGGGCCAGGGGGCUGGGACGAGUUGCCCUUCAUCCAGGUCCAGGACAUCAGAUAUGCUGCCUUGUCCUUCCCAUGGCAGACCUCUAUGGGCUACGUGAGGGUCCACCCCAGGAAUCUCUGGUUCGCCUCGGACGAGGGACUAGCUGUCUCCUGCGGGCUCGAGGUCCACAGAGGUGCUGGUGGGCCCCUUGAGGGGCCAUGGCAGGCGGUGGGACGGGCAGAACAAGCUGCCCUUUUCUUUGCCCUGAACCUGCUGCAAGACGUCAGGCUGGUCGUGUCUGACUUGCCCAGCCUUGUCAAAGAAGGCACGAGCUGGGACCAUGCCUUGCAGGAGGUGACCCUUGACUUGCUCGUGCAGCUUGUGCGCAAGAACUGGCGGGCCGUACGCUUCUUCCCGCAGAGCAGGCUGGAGAAGGAGUGCCGCGAGACCUUCAUUGGCGAUGGGCCGCCCAAAGUCUGCAUCGUGUCGCUCCACUGUAUCUCGUCCUCCAAGGUGGUUAGCGCGUCCAAAUUCCCCAUGACCGCAAUUGAGGCCUGCCUGUCCGUGUACAACCCCGCUGGGGCGCUGGAGCCGUCGACAAUUCCGCUAACUAGGGACAGUACAACACCAGCGUGGACCAAUGCCAUCGCCAACCUCGUGAGCACCAUGCAGGACCAACAAAGACAGAUGAUCACGCAGCAAGCAGAGCAGCAGCAGCAGACGAUGUCGCUGAUGGCUACGCUCGCCGGCAUGCAGCAGCAGGCAAUGAUGCACCAGCCGCCAGGGGGUGAUCAGACGAUCGCGAUCGUUCUUAAGCAAGGCAGCGCACGGCGCGAAGCGACGAAGGUGUUGCACCACGAAUGCAAUUUCUUGAAGAUGUGCAUGUCCGAGGACCUCGACGAGAUGUUGGGGGAUCUCAGAAACGUAACCACACAGCAGAAAUUCCACGAGGCUCUUCAGCAAACCAUCGCGGAAUGCACAAGCGACAAGGCUUCGGAGCUCGGCUUGGACAAAGUAGAUUUCUUCACAAUCGACCCCGAGGCUAUAGACGCCAUGUGCGAGAAGCUAUGGGCAAAGAUCGUAGCCCAGUUGCAGGAGCUGGGCGCCAUCCCCGUCCAGGCCGAGGACGUGGACUUUGAUGGCUCCACCCCGCAGCCACAGCCGCCCAGGUUUUGCGAGACGGGCGAUUCGGUCGCCAAGGUGAUCCGGGGCUCGGGGAUGGGCCUCCCUCGCAGCGGGGAGGUCGCCGAUCCCGCGCUCUUGACCGGGGUGGAAAGAUGGUCGCUGACGCACACGAACGUGCGCGACCUCAGCGCAUGCCUCAGAUUCCGCGGCGACAUCACUACGAUUGGCAGGCAUGGUCAUUCUCCUGGACUCUUCGUGAGAGGCCUCAGAUGCCGUUAUGGUGAUUUCGUGUUCGAAGUCGGUAAAUUCGGCAGGGUCGUCGACGCGGAGCUGCGGCCCAGCCUCUGGAAGGAUCGCGAGCUGCUCACGAUCGCGGUGCGGCAGGAUAUCCAGGUGGCCCUCAAGAUGGAGGAUGUGAUGUGGAAGGACAACCAGGUGGUGCUCGCAGCCAUGUCGACGAACCCGCAGGUGCUCGAACACGCGCCCGAGAGCGUCCAGGAGCACGUCUGGUCCCAGCCGGAAGUCGUGCGGGCCGCGGUCGAGCACGACUGGCGGAACAUGGAGAAAGUCGCCGUGGAGCUGUGGAGUGACUUCGACGAGGUCAAGCCGUUGGUGCUGGCGGCCGUGCGCCAGAACUGGCUGGCUCUGAAGGAAGUCCGGGACGAGAAGGUGCUGCAGCUGCUCUGGGCGGACCACGACGUGCUGCUGGCCGCGGUGCGGCAGAGCUGGCGCGCCCUGGCGAGCGCCCCCCGGGACUCUUGGACCGACCGACAGGUGGUCCUGGAGGCGGUGGGGCAGUGCUGGGACGUGCUGCAGAAGUGCCCCUCCGGGAGCGUGAAGAAAAAGAUCUGGGAGGACAAGGAGAUCGUCCUAGCGGCCGUCGGGCAGGAUUGGCAGGCACUGAAGGACACGGGGCUCAGAGUGGGGUGCGCGGAGCGGAGCGCUCGCUCCGUGUUCCGCGCGCGGCCCGAGGAAGCCUCCAGGGAGUGCAGGGAGGACGUGGACGUCGUGGUUGCCGCGGCGCGGCAGAAUUGGCGGGCCCUGGAGCUCGCUCCAAAGUCGGCCCACGCGCAGUUCUGGGAGCUGCGCGAGUUCGUGAGGGCAGCGGUCGCGCAGGAGGCCAAGACCCUCUUCCAGGUGUUGGGCGGCCGCUGCUACGGCAAGGAGUUCGGCGUUGCGCCCCUGUCGCUCAUCUACGGCUUGAAAAAUUUCUGCGCGAGGGGGCGGGCGCGGGCGAUGAUGGUUGCAGACGGCGACCGCGCAGCCGGCAGCAAGUUGAGCCUCGCCCUGUCGAGUUCUAGCGUCGCCGGCGCCAGGGGCCCCGACGCGAUCCCACCGUUUAUAUUCGAUGAGGUUCCAGAUGGCAUCAUGGCAUUGGGUUGCUUCGCAACUUCGCAGCCAACCGACUCCGCGUUCGCCGCGCCUGAGCCGAAGACGAAUGCGAAAUCACCGGCCCAGGGCAAGUCUGGCGAGCAGAUGGCAAGGAAGCAGGCGCGGGCGCAGCUCGGGUCCUGCGGCCGGCAGUUGCUGAGCAACCUGAUGGUUCGGGACAUCGAGUGCAUCGCGAGGAAGCGACAGGGCAAGCAGGAUUCUUGCAAGGGCAAUGCCAGUCCUGCCGACUGGGCGGGCAAGCAUUCAGUGAAUGGGAUGGAGCUCGAGGCUGCCAAGAACUUCCGCUCCGACAAGGAGAUCAUGAUCAGCGCGGUGAGACAGAAACCCGAGAUGCUGAGGAUGGCCGAGGGGGCCCUCCAGGCCGACAAGGACCUCGCCCUUGCCGCAGUGGGCGCCGACGGCCUCGUGCUGGAGCACUGCGCGGGCGAGCUGAGGGCCGACAGGGACGUGGUCCUGUGCGCCAUCACGCAGAACAUGAAGGCACUGAUCUUCGCCUCGCCCGAGCUGAAGGAGGACCUGGACCUGCUGGAGGAGGCUUGCUCUGGCACCAGGAGCAGCGCUGCACGGGGCUCCUCCGUGCCGCGGAAGAGCUGAGCCCGCCGGGCGCCGCCGCCAGGCGCCGCCGCCGCCCCGCGCCGCAGCCCGCGCCGCUGCCGAGCUAGGCAGAAUUGUGCGGGCCGUGCCCCCUCGCGGGGCGGGCGGGGCGGCGCGGGCCCGGAGCUUUUGAGGUGGCCGCUGGCUCCUCUGCGGCUGUCUGGUUCCCAGACCCCCGCUUGA
Molecule: messenger RNA, 4830 nt
Organism: Prorocentrum cordatum
Lineage: Eukaryota; Dinophyceae; Prorocentrales; Prorocentraceae
Source: the annotation of a GenBank genome assembly